CGAUGCUGCACUCUCAGUUUGAAUGAAACGACAAUCGACAACGGCCAAAAAGUUUGCCCACUCCCAGACAAAUCGGUUUACAUUUUGAAAUCCCUCAUUCGUUUUAAAUAUUUGACAGGGGUUCACAAGUACUGAACCGAAUAGGCUCGAAAAUGAAACCAUCGCGAUUGAAGAUUGCACCUAAGGUGCCAACCAAACCACCAAUCACUCCAGCACGGUCCAAACAAGCAUUGAUGACUUCCAGAGAUCGGGAUCCUGUGCAAGUGUAUUGCAGAAUCAGACCUCUUGAUGUCCCCUCUGAUGAUUCGUGUGUAACUGUUUUAAGUGACACUGUAGUGCAAGUUGUACCUCCAGAAACUUCUCAAGGUUACAGAAGUGGAACAACAAAAGCGACACAAUAUACAUUCACUGGUGUGUUUGACGAGAAGACCACACAGAAACCUAUUUUCCACACUGUGACUUUACCGCUAAUAGAAGACUUGCUUCAUGGAAAGAAUAGCUUGCUAUUUGCCUAUGGAGUCACAGGAUCAGGAAAAACACACACAAUGAAUGGUGAGCUGCAGGAUGGUGGCAUUAUCCCUCGUUGUUUGGAUGUUAUUUUUAACAGCAUUGGUCACUACCAGGCUAAAAAGUAUAUCUUCAAACCAGAUAAAAUGAACAGUUUUGAAAUCCAAAGUGAAAUUGAUGCAUUAUCAGAAAGGCAUUCUGAAGGUCUCACUUCAAACAAGUUCAAGACACCUGCACGCAGAGGACAAGAGAACGAAGGGCCGCGCGUAACGGAUGCUACACGGAUUUCAGCAUUAGAUGAAGACCAGGCUUAUGCUGUAUUUGUAACGUUUGUUGAAGUUUACAACAAUACGGUCUUCGAUCUGUUGGACGAUACUCCUAUCGAUCCUCUUCGACCUGGCAAGAUACAAUCAAAAAUCUUACGAGAAGAUCAACAUCACAAUAUGUAUGUUCAUGCUGUGACUGAAGUUGAAGUUAAGUCGGCCGAUGAAGCUGCUGAAGUUCUUGCCAAGGGACAAAAGCGACGCCGUGUUGCUCACACUACUCUCAAUGCAGAGUCGAGUAGAAGCCACUCCGUGUUUAACAUCCGCGUUGUUCAGGCUCCGCUUGAUUACCAGGGUGCCAUUCCAGAGAAGGUGCUAACUGUAGGCCAGCUCUCAUUAGUUGAUCUUGCUGGUUCAGAAAGAAACAGUCGAACUAAAACCACCGGCGAACGUUUGCGUGAAGCUGGUAGCAUCAAUAACACCUUGAUGACGCUUCGAUCUUGCUUGGAAAUUCUGCGCGAAAACCAAUUGAAUGGCACUAAUAAAAUGGUGCCCUACCGUGAUUCUAAAAUCACGCAUCUUUUCAAGAGUUACUUUGACGGCGAAGGAAAGGUUAGAAUGAUUGUUUGCGUGAACCCGCGUGCGGAUGAUUACGACGAAACUCUUUCCGUGAUGCGUUUUGCUGAAAUGGCUCAAGAAGUGCAAAUCGCACGUGCCGUACAGCCCAAUAUUCGCUUGGAAGCUACUCCUCGAGCAACGCCAGCUGGAAGAGACGCCCUUCUCCCAGGCCGCAGAAAGGCCAAUCGUGUUCUAACCGAAGCAUAUCGCAAACUGGAACAGGGUGGAAUUUCGAACCCCCAAUCAGAAGUGCCGUUUGACAUUGAUAUGGUUUUCAGUGCGGCUCGCUGUUCGUGGCCUCCUCUGGAAUUACAAUCAGCAUCGGAUGAUCGACUUAUAACGGCCUUGGUUGAGUAUCUGCAGGUGCGAAUCCGUGAUCAACAGAGUCGCCGGGAGCAGCAAAUGAAGAAAUGUGUCGAAGUCCGAACUCUUAUUCGUGAUAUGGAAGAGGAGCUCAUUUUGAAACGUCAAGAGAACUUGAGUUUGAACGAGCAAUUGAAAGAUGAGCGUUCGCGUUGCCAAACAUUUGAAAACCGUGUCCUCAAUGCGGAGUCGGCUAACGCUACCUUACAGCGCCAUGUACUCGAGCAUCAAAAAUACGCCAGGUUGUUGGAAGAAGAGUUGAAGGAGAAGGAUUGCCUUCUUAAUCAGGGUGAGAUGGAAAUCCAACACGUAAAAGCCAAGGAGAAGACAAAGCGGCAAUUGGAACGCGAAAAGUUAAAGAAAGAGCUGGACCGUUAUAAGCAAGUAGAAUCUCAACUUCAGCGACAAACCGAAAGAUUUCUUGUUAUGCGUGACUUGCUGGAUGCCGGCUGCUCAGUUAAAGUUCCUGGCACCAGUGGAUCUAGCGAAUCCGAAUCACGCACGCCUUCGAUUGGAGCUACACAUCGCGUCUCUGAUCCCAGAGUCGUUGGAACCCCUUCUUUGAGAGGACCAGCUGUAUCCACUAAGAAACGCCGCUCACGUUCUGUAGAUCCUGGUAAGGGAUGGGUAGACCAUCGUCCAGAAAACACUCUUGAAACCGAUACAGUUUUCCAGCCACAAAUGAAUCGUGCUAAAUCCAUUACUAAAUUAGUAGAUUCCAAAACGAUCACUGAUCCCAAUAUUUCGAAAUACGUUCUGAGAACGCAAGAACAGGAUUCGUCCGGAGAAAUUGAAACGAAACUUUAUAAAGGCGACGUGUUGGCUACUGUCGGUGGUGGAGCUCAGGUUGUGCUGAAAGACGUUGAGAUUCUUCGACAUUCGUCACCAACUGCUGCCAAGCGCCAUAGUGAUGGCAGACUAAAGGAUGUACACAGUCGUGUUGCUGAUAUUGAGAACCGUUGCGGCUACGCCAUUGAAGGACACGGUCGCGUUAAAAAGCACUGCCCUUGAAAUAACUUGCCACCCUGCCCGAACUGAUCGACGAACAAAAUUUCUUGAACUAGGUUAGCGGAUUUCCCUCUCAUCUCGCCCCUGCUUUUUUCGCUUCACUUUUAGCAAUUCGUCUUGAAAAUUUUUUGUAUUUCUUUUACAUGUGCAUUAUAACUUUACUAUCGUAUUUCGUUAAUACAUAAUACACCGAACAGCUAUGUC
This is a messenger RNA of Daphnia pulicaria, 2963 nucleotides long. It is a transcript of the gene pav, whose product is annotated as kinesin-like protein KIF23. Gene Ontology annotation, molecular function: ATP binding; microtubule binding; microtubule motor activity. Gene Ontology annotation, biological process: microtubule-based movement; mitotic spindle organization. The record is from RefSeq and is a predicted model, not a curated record. NCBI's taxonomy places the organism in Eukaryota, Metazoa, Arthropoda, Branchiopoda, Diplostraca, Daphniidae. The transcript is spliced from 14 exons. Bases 153 to 2762 code for a protein of 869 amino acids.